Messenger RNA from Nelumbo nucifera (sacred lotus), 1334 nucleotides. RefSeq lists its product as uncharacterized. The record is from RefSeq and is a predicted model, not a curated record. Lineage: Eukaryota; Viridiplantae; Streptophyta; Magnoliopsida; Proteales; Nelumbonaceae.
AAAGAUUCUUUUCUACUGCUGCUUCCUCUCCCUUGACAAAAAAGCAAAAGACCUAGAUGAAAAUCAUAUAGAUCGCCCAAAUAAUGCUGCAGAUCAAUUCAUGGAAGAAGAGUAGGUCUCCGUCUCUCGCUCUCUCUUGCCCAAAAGCGCUCAAGGACGACUAGAUCUAAGCAUGGCCGAAUUCUUAGAAUACCCAAAAGAAUAUGACGAUCGAGUAACCAGAAGAACCAGCUCAAUUUCACAGUCGUCGUCGUCAUCAUCAUCGACCAGCGUUCAUGUCACAGCACUGGAUGGUCUCGUGAACGUCAACUCCCUCUUCACCAUAGCCGUCUUCGUUGGGUUAUCCUUUACCACACCAGGCCAGCACAGCCUAGAGAACACAAACGUAUGCGAUGCGGGACUCGACAUAGAGAAGAAGCUCCUGGUCUUCGAGGUGGUUUCUUUCAGUUUCUUCCUCUUCUCAAGCUUGGUGGCUCAGGGUUUGAAGCUUGCACUGAAUCUUCUCAACAGUAAGGACGUUGAUGAAGUCUUCAAGGCACACAUAAAUCUCAAGGUUCUGAGGUUUGGGAUGCUGGGAUCUGCAGUGGGUUCGGUGAUGGGGUGCCUUUUCUUGAUGUUGUCUAUAGUUAAUGUGAUUCAGAUCAGGCUGGGGAUGCUGUCCUGUGGCAGCAAGCAUGCGGUUGAUUCAGUGGCUGCUUUGGUCACAUUGGUCUCUACGGGUCUGAUCGUCUAUAUUUCCACAGCUAUAUAUGCUUUCACACAUUAGUAUACUAAUUUGAACUCAGAAGAGGAGGGUGAUGAACGCUUUGCUUGGCUCGAGGGUUCUGUUUGUCAUAUGGAGGAAUUUGCUAAGCAUCAGAUGAGGGUUCUUUUCAUUGGCUGUAUGACCCUAAAGAACCUGCAUUUUGCCAGCUGGCAAAAUCUUGUGUCUGGGGUGAACAAGAUCCUUAAACCCUAUUUCUGCCCCCAUAAUUUGUCACUUGCCUAUUGUUUGGAGGUUAGGGUCAACAUUUGGUAAUGACUAGGAUGGGUUUAUCUGUUUUUGUUGAAACUUGAAAGACUUAUGAAUGGAAAAGUUUGAGACAUGUAAAUCAAAUGAAGGAUGAAUGUUUUACUUGCACGAAGGGUUUUCUAUUUUUCUUUGUAAUCUGAGGAUUUAUUUGCCAAGUAUCAGAUGAGGGUCUUUUCAGUAGUUGUAAUUUGUAAAUCUAAAGAGAACGUGCAUUUUGCUUGUGGCUGUGGUGAAGAAGAUGCUUAAACCCCAUUCCUUGUUGGUAAGUGGCCCGAGGCCCUCAAUUGGAAUAACUUGAUGUAUGGAUAAAUCUUAUGGCCAA